AUGUCUCCACUGACUCGCAGUGUCCUGGUGACAGGCUCCAACCGAGGAAUUGGACUGGAAUUGGUACGACAGCUGGCAGAGAUGACUGAUCCUCCAGAACACAUCUUUGCAAUGUGUCGGAACCCCAAUGGACCCCAAGGAAAGAGCCUUCGUGACUUGGCUGCCAAGCACCCCAACAUUCAUGUGGUCCAGCUAGAGGUGGUGGACCAGUCCAGCGUGAAGGCAGCGGUGUCCGUGGUGGAAUCCCAUCUGAAAAGUAAAGGCCUGAAUUUGCUCAUCAACAAUGCAGGCGUGAACUCCUAUGCCACACUGCAAACCGUGGAACAGCAAGAGAUGCUGUCCGUUUUCAACACCAAUGUAGUGGGUCCCAUCCUUGUGGUACAGGGAUUCCUGCCUCUGCUGAAGAGGGCAGCCAAGGAGACAGCAACAGAGGGGAUGAGCUGUGCUAAAGCCGCCAUCAUCAAUUUAACCACCAAAUUGGCCUCCAUUCAACGGGGUUUUGAAGUCACAGAGAGCCCAUUGUACCCAUACCGUGCAAGCAAGGCUGCCUUGAAUAUGGUCACUGCAUGCCUUGCUCUGGAACUGAAAGGGGACGGGAUCUUGUGCACUGUGAUCCAUCCUGGCUGGGUGAAAACAGACAUGGGAACAGAGAAGGCGCCCUUGACGGUGCAGUGCAGCGUGGAAGGCAUCCUCAAAGUGCUUGCGAAUUUAUCGUCAUCAUCCACAGGAGCCUUUCUGGACUGGGAAGGAAACAGCCUCCCCUGGUGA
Messenger RNA from Elgaria multicarinata webbii, 768 nucleotides. Its product is annotated as C-signal-like. The record is from RefSeq and is a predicted model, not a curated record. NCBI's taxonomy places the organism in Eukaryota, Metazoa, Chordata, Lepidosauria, Squamata, Anguidae. Gene Ontology annotation, cellular component: cytoplasm. The coding region runs from base 1 to 768 and encodes 255 amino acids. The transcript has 6 exons. Gene Ontology annotation, molecular function: oxidoreductase activity.